Molecule: messenger RNA, 747 nt
Organism: Dendrobium catenatum
Lineage: Eukaryota; Viridiplantae; Streptophyta; Magnoliopsida; Asparagales; Orchidaceae
Product: guanine nucleotide-binding protein subunit gamma 2-like
Exons: 4
Coding region: 122-487 (121 amino acids)
Source: RefSeq, a predicted model, not a curated record
CCGGGUCGUACUAACCCACUUGACCUGCCGAUGAAGAACUCCUCCGUAACCAUCCUUCUUCUUGUCCACACUGACCCUCUGGUAAUUCGUCUGCUCCACUUUCAACUUUAAAGCUUUGACCAUGACGACUGCUUGGACGGCAUCGGAGGCGGCGCCGUCGCUGUCGGAGAACGGGCGGAGUUCGCCGGCUGUGACGGCGGGGCUACCUAGGACUGGGGAUUUUCUCGGAAGGCACCGCCUAUCCGCCGCCAUCUCCCGGCUUGAGCAAGAGAUCGUAUCACUCGAGAAAGAGCUGGAGGAAUUGGAUACCAUGGAGCCAUCUUCUGUAGCAUGUGAGGAUAUUCUAUUCUCCAUGAAUGGAUUACCAGAUGCUUUGCUUCCCAUUACGACCGGCCCUGAGAAUUCUGCAUGGGAGAGGUGGUUCCGGCCGGUUCGAAGCUCUCGAAACCGCGCUUGGUGGGCCCAUAGAAGUGCAGAUCUUUCUUAGCUUCACUGCUCGAAGUUGAAACUGCAAAAUCUUUCAGCAGAAGGUAAUGGUGGCAAAUAGAGCAUGUUAAUACAAGUUUGUAACAAUAGUGAGAGACAUGCCAUUUUUUAUCUGUAAUUGAAGCUUGGAUUUCUCAAAUCUUGGAGUUGUCGUCAACAGUGAAGAAUCUUGAAGCAAAAUGGAUAAUAGAACUAUUUAGUUUGUUGCAAUACUUGGCGUGAAAUGAUUGGAGAAAUGUAUGGAAAUGGAAUUCCAGCUGA